AUGUCUGCGGCCGAUGAGCACGCGUUAAACCGAGGAGAAGAAGGCGAGAUGGCAGAGAUGGAGGAAGAGGUGGAGGAGGACGAAGGGGUGGAGAUGGAAGAUGAAGGAGUGGACGGAGACGCGGGGAAGAAGGUGUACGUCCCCGGCAUCGAGCCGCUCCAGCCCGGAGAGGAGCUGGAGAUGGACCGCUCCGCGUACCGCGUGUACCACGAGUGCCAAACAGGUGCUCCGUGUCUGAGCUUCGACGUGGUGAAGGACGGAGACGGAGACGGCAGGCAGCAGCUGCCGCUGUCCAUGUUGCUGUGCGCCGGAACGCAGGCGGAAACAGCCGCGAAGAACAGACUUCUGGUGAUGCGCAUGCACAACCUUCAUGGAACAGAGAAGGAAAACGAAGAGGAGGAAAGCAGCGAUGAAGAGGAAAGCGAUGAAGAGGAGGAAGAGGAUAAGAAGCCACAGCUGGAACUGGCCAUGAUGCCUCACUAUGGAGGGGUUAACAGAGUUAGAGUGACCCAGUGUGGCGAGCUCCCAUUGGCUGCAGUGUGGUCGGACAAGGGACAGGUAGAGAUAUUCGACCUUCGACCUCAGCUGGAGGCCGUCCACAGUUCUGCUGCCAUGGCGACGUUCGUCCAGCAGCAGAAAGAAGCUACACCACUGUUCAGCUUCUCAGGACACAUGAGUGAAGGCUUCGCAGUUGAUUGGUCCCCUAAAGUCCCAGGUCGCCUCGUCAGCGGCGACUGCAGAAAGAACAUCCACGUGUGGGAGCCUCGCGAAGGUGGAGCCUCGUGGCAGAUCGACCAGAGACCGUUCAGCUCCCACAGCCAGUCGGUGGAGGAUCUGCAGUGGUCUCCCACCGAAGCCACAGUUUUUGCGUCUUGCUCUGUUGAUCAGUCCAUCCGUAUCUGGGAUAUCCGUGCCCCGCCAAACUCCAUGCUCUCAGCCAACGAGGCUCAUUCGUCAGACAUCAACGUAAUCAGCUGGAACAGGAGCGAGCCGUUCCUGCUGUCAGGAGGGGACGACGGACUCCUGAAGGUCUGGGACCUCCGACAGUUUAAGACGGGUCGUCCGGUGGCCAGCUUCAAGCAGCACUGCGGCCCCAUCACGUCCGUGGAGUGGAGCCCGGUGGACUCGAGCGUGUUCGCCGCCUCCGGGGCGGACGACGUCAUCAGCCAGUGGGACCUCUCCGUGGAGUCCUGCGACGUGGGCGCCAGGGUGGAGGGGGUGAAGGAUCUGCCCCCGCAGCUGCUGUUCCUGCACCAGGGCCAGUCGGAGAUCAAGGAGAUCCACUGGCACCCACAGAUGCCCGGCGUGAUGAUCUCCACCGCCCUGUCAGGCUUUAACGUCUUCAGGACUAUAUCUGUGUAGGCCGUGGAUGUGUGUGUGUGUGUGUGAGUGAGUGUGUUUUACAUUUAGUCGUAAAUAUGUGAAUGGAACUUGUAAUAAUGUAUAUAACCUGGCUAUGUAAGUAAUAACUAUUUCUGACAUUUACUGGCAGAGAAAAGCGCAUAAUGAAUUAUCUGUAUGUUCUACAGAUGUACAAACCCUUUUAGACGUUUCCUCUUGUACGCUAACAGUAAACAGUUUAAAUUAUGAUCUGCUUUGUUUCUACUCUUAAAGAAAAAAUUACUUCAUGCUAAAAGAAUAUUCACAGUGUAAUUAGAUGAGAAGAAAUUAGUCAAUUUACCUCAUCAGUGAUUGACAUAAUCUAGCAGUAAAAUAUUUCAUUGGGAUUUUAAUGGCUAGAUCAACACACAGUAAUGUGUCAGUUUAAUCUUUUUGGGUUUUUGUAAUACUUAAAUAUUAUAGUCAAAAUAAUAAUAUAAUAUAGUCAAUACUUAAAUAAUAUAGUCAAUACUUUGCAGAACCAGGUUACAGCUGCUCUGAUUGGUUGUUUUUCACAUAUAGUGACUUAUGCUAAUUCUUUGCAAACUGCCUCAUUCGCAGUAAGUUUGUGGAGCUGAAUGGUUAGCAUGCUUUCAUAAACAGAUUUUCAAACCA
Poeciliopsis prolifica (blackstripe livebearer) is the source of this 1995-nucleotide messenger RNA. RefSeq names its product glutamate-rich WD repeat containing 1 (gene grwd1). Gene Ontology annotation, molecular function: protein binding. Lineage: Eukaryota; Metazoa; Chordata; Actinopteri; Cyprinodontiformes; Poeciliidae. The transcript is spliced from 7 exons. The coding region runs from base 1 to 1362 and encodes 453 amino acids. The record is from RefSeq and is a predicted model, not a curated record.